GAACUUCAUACGUGGCUGCUGAAGUGCUGCAGCUCUCAGCUGCCGGAGCCUGGAGUCAGCAGCGUUGGCCUGGAUGGCAGGGAGACAGCGGUGCUUCAGUUGCGCAAACCAUAAGCUUCCCUGGCUGCACAUUCUUUUUGGACCGUGGGACGGAUGAGAGGCGGGAGUUGUCGGAGGCCCAGCUGGGCUGUUGCUGUUCUGUUCAUCGUCGUCCUGCUGAUGCUGACCCUCGAGACAUCAGGCAGCCAGAAAAUGACACAAACAUCGAUGGCUCAUGCAACCGCCACAGCUGCAGGACCGGGUCCUGUCCUGACUGAGGAUCUCCCUGGCUUCCGGGCGGUAGCUGAGCUGCUAGCUAGCGAGCAAGCUCACGUGUGGCUUUUGUCUCUGAUGGGCUCCGUUGUGGUGGGGCUGAGUGGCAUCUUCCCACUGCUUGUCAUUCCAAUAGAAGCAGGAGCUGCUCUCAAAACAGAGGCUGGAAGCCAGAAGUUGAAACAGCUUUUGAGCUUUGCAAUUGGUGGUCUCCUGGGUGAUGUGUUUCUCCACCUCCUCCCUGAAGCGUGGGCUCUCUCUGCUUCUUCAGGUGCAGCCGGUAAGCAGAACCACUUCAUGACCCAGGGUCAGUGGGUGAUCAGCGGGUUUUUGGCAUUCCUUGUCCUGGAGAAAAUGUUUCCAGAUAAGGACAGUCAAGAGCCAGAGCAGUCUUCAGUUUCAGACCUGAACUCUAACACCACAACAAAGUCACAUGAAGCAUCAUUUGGAAACGGUCAUAUUGAGUCCUGGCAAUUGUCUAAACAACAUGGUCUCCUGGAAAGACCGGAGAAGAUCAAGACAAGUGGGUAUCUCAACCUUCUGGCUAACUGCAUUGACAACUUCACACAUGGCCUUGCUGUUGCCGGCAGUUUCCUGGUCAGCAAAAAGGUUGGGUUCUUGACAACCUUUGCCAUCCUGCUCCAUGAAAUUCCUCAUGAGGUGGGCGACUUUGCCAUUCUCCUACGAGCCGGCUUCGAUCGUUGGAGUGCAGCUCGCAUGCAGCUGAUCACUGCACUGGUUGGAGUGUUAGGGGCCGGUUUUGCUCUGUGUGCUCAGUCCCCCAAAGGCAUGGAAAACACAACUGCGUGGAUUCUUCCAUUUACCUCUGGAGGUUUUCUCUACAUCGCUUUGGUGAACGUGGUGCCGGAUCUUUUGGACGAGUCCAGUUUAAGACACUCGCUUCUUCAGAUUCUGCUCAUCCUUUGUGGCGUCGCUGUCAUGGCUCUCAUGUCAGCCAUCGUUGACUGAAACAGGACCUGCUUUUCUUGUCUCAACAAAUGAAAUGGAACAAACAAAUCCAGCCCUUUGUAUCCAGAUCAUCCACUCAGAAGAAAAAGAAAAUCUAAAAGGAUUAUUCCUCAAAUGUCUUGAUCAUGUCAAACAACGGCCUUUCACAUCAUGGAUGGUUCACUUGGGCGCUUUUCUAAGUGCCGAUCGGGGAUUGUUGUUGAGUCUCUGCACCAAGUUGUCUUAAGAUGGUGAUCAGACAAUCACGUUGUUUUGCACGACAGGGAACUGUUGGAGGAAAAAAAGUUGUUUGUUACCUUUAUUUUUGUAGUAUUUAUUUUUAAAAAGUGAUACAAGCCAAGUAUAUAUAUUCAUGCCUUUUGGGUCAUCGCCGUACAGUUCUGCCUUAACACAAGUUACAAUUGUCUCUCGAGCUGUUCACCAAAGUUUUCCAAAGACAGAGCUGCUGCACCUUUUUGAGAGCAUGUCCUCCAUGCUCUUUACAAAUAUGUCAGUGUUACAUUCUUCAAACAUUUCAUACAGUUUCUGUUGUCAUUGCACAAUGUCUGAAGACCAGCUUUGUUUUUCAUAUCAUGGCGACAUAGGAUUUGUAUUUGCCUGUUGAUGUUGUCCUCAAAUGCCUAAUAAAUGAUAAAUGUCUAUAUUUAUACAUGGA
This is a messenger RNA of Synchiropus splendidus (mandarinfish), 1936 nucleotides long. RefSeq names its product solute carrier family 39 member 13 (gene slc39a13). The coding region runs from base 154 to 1281 and encodes 375 amino acids. NCBI's taxonomy places the organism in Eukaryota, Metazoa, Chordata, Actinopteri, Syngnathiformes, Callionymidae. Gene Ontology annotation, biological process: zinc ion transmembrane transport; intracellular zinc ion homeostasis. The transcript has 10 exons. Gene Ontology annotation, cellular component: membrane. The record is from RefSeq and is a predicted model, not a curated record. Gene Ontology annotation, molecular function: zinc ion transmembrane transporter activity.